Messenger RNA from Vicia villosa (hairy vetch), 1370 nucleotides. Its product is annotated as transcription factor bHLH93-like. NCBI's taxonomy places the organism in Eukaryota, Viridiplantae, Streptophyta, Magnoliopsida, Fabales, Fabaceae. Gene Ontology annotation, molecular function: sequence-specific DNA binding; protein dimerization activity; DNA-binding transcription factor activity. The record is from RefSeq and is a predicted model, not a curated record. Gene Ontology annotation, biological process: regulation of DNA-templated transcription. The transcript is spliced from 4 exons. Gene Ontology annotation, cellular component: nucleus. The coding region runs from base 21 to 1130 and encodes 369 amino acids.
UUAAGUACUUGUGAGUUGUGAUGGUCCAAAACAGAACUCUCUAUUUAAACAAACUUGAAACCCCUCUUACUUUCUUCUCCUUCAUCUCACUGUACUCUUCUGUUUUUCUUUACUUUACUCAUUGCUCUCAAAAGAGAGAAAAAAAAAUGGAGCUUUCUCAACUUGGUUUCCUUGAGGAACUACUAGCUCCAAGAAAAGAUACAUGGACCACUUUAUCCACCGGUUUAAACGACCUACUUCUUCCAAACGGUUGGAACUUCGACUCAUUUGAUGAAAAUCUUCUCCUAAAUCCAUCUCUAAACCCUUCAUUUGCUUCAUUCUCAACUCCACUAGACCAUAGAUUUGAAUGCUCUUAUGGAACUGAUGCUGUUUCAUACCCUUUUGUUGAUGGGUUCACUGUUCCAGAGCUUGAUGAUGCAACUCCACUUUUGCAACAAGAGGGUGUUGAAGUUGAAGAGUUUGGUUUUGUUGGAAGUGAGGAGAAGGGUUUGGAAGAGAGGAAAAUUAGCUGUAAAGUUGAGGAACAAGUGAGUGAGAUUCCUGUUUUUAACAUGGGUUUGUGUAGUGGUGGUAAUGGUCAGAAGAAAGGUAAAUCGAAGAGGGUUGAAGGACAACCUUCGAAGAAUCUCAUGGCGGAAAGAAGGAGAAGAAAGAGGUUGAAUGAUAGGCUUUCCAUGCUUAGGUCAAUUGUCCCUAAGAUCAGUAAGAUGGACAGGACAUCGAUUCUCGGAGAUACAAUUGAUUACAUGAAAGAGCUUCUCGAAAGGAUUGGUAAGUUGCAAGAAGAGAUGGAUGAAGGAACGGAUCAGAUAAAUGUUUUGGGAAUUUCUAAGGAGUUAAAGCCGAAUGAAGUCAUGGUAAGAAAUUCCCCUAAGUUUAAUGUUGAGAGGAGAGAUCAAGACACAAGGAUAAGCAUAUGCUGUGCCACAAAGCCGGGCUUAUUGCUGUCAACAGUGAACACAUUGGAAGCAUUAGGCCUCGAGAUUCACCAAUGUGUUAUAAGCAGUUUCAAUGAUUUUUCACUGCAAGCAUCUUGCUCAGAGGUGGCUGGACAGAGAAAUUGUAUGAACCCUGAAGAGAUAAAACAGUCACUAUUCAGGAACGCAGGUUAUGGUGGGAGGUGUCUUUAGGAAAAUGAAGGAAAGCUGACAUAACAAAUAUGCAGAUGGUGAAAAAGAGCAAAAUUUUCCUCUUAUGUAAUCCAAGUAAUUAGGUUGUUAAAAGUUGUAAUGAUAUUCCAAAUAAAUUGGCUUUUGUUGAUGCAAUCACUCUCUUAGGGUUAUACCCUGUAUUUAACAUACACUAGGGUAUCUUUAGAGCUAGUUUGAUCACUUUCUCUUUGCGAUAAAAAUUCAAUUGCAAAUUGAUAA